AUUCAUUCAUUCAUUCAUGGUGUAAUGUGAUCAGGAAGCAAACAAUUUCACAUCCAAUCAUCAUCAUCAUAAUGAAGUGGUGUUUAUCAAUAUCACACUAUUCACUUGAUUUGAUUCAACAACAAAAAGCCUUAUUAUUUUGUUUUUGUUUUUGACUGAUUAAUUAAAUAUCGUUUGUUGUUUCUCACCUUGUACAAAAAACUAUUGCUGUAAAGUUUCCCCAGAAAAAACAUCAAUUCAAAUUCGACCAAUUGAAUUUUCUGUUUGCUGGUUAUCUUGCAAAACAUAACAACGCAAAGAGAAUCUUCUAUUGAAUUGAAUAACGAUAAUGAUAAUGAUGAUGGCCCAACAAAUGAAUAAUAUUAGUCUGGCGGACAUUAUCAUGAAUAACAUUAGCCAUUUUAUUGAUGGUGAUAAUGAUUUGAAUGGAUUUAGCAUUGAAAAUUUCGAAAUUGGAUCGAAAAAUUUACAAAUAGCUCUCAUUAUUCUAUAUAGCAUAACAGCAACAUUGGCAUUAUUCGGAAAUGUAUUAUCGAUAUUUGUUUUGAUCAAAGGUAAACGUAGUUCACGUGAUUUACGUCUAUUUUUGGUAAAUCUAUCAUUAUCCGAUGUAUUGAUGGCCAUUUUCUCAAUACCAUUCACAUAUACACAUUUUAUAAUGGGACGUUGGAUAUUUUAUCCCUCGCUUUGUCCAUUUAUACAAUCAAUACAGAUUGUGUCGGUUUUUGUUUCCAUCUAUACGCUCACAACCAUCGGUAUUGAUAGAUAUAUUGCCAUCAUGAAACCAUUUUUCGGGCAAAAUGUUUGGACCAAAUCAUUCGCUCCAAUAAUAAUAGUAAUAUUGACAUGGUUAUUCGGGUGUUGUUUAGGCGGUGUGAUAUGGUUUUAUUCAACAAUCGAACCAUUCAUUGUCAUCAAUAAUAUUACUUAUUAUGACUGCCGAGAAAUGUGGUCAACCGAUCAACAUGAACAAAUCUAUACUGUUGGAUUAUUUAUUGUUGUGUUUGCAUUGCCAUUAAUAUGUUUGAUAUAUUUUUAUGGUUCCAUUUGUUACAAAUUAUGGUAUCACUGUGCUCCGGGCAAUGCUAAUAUUGCCCGGGACAAUGUACAAUAUCAUGCCAAACAAAAGGUUAUAAAAAUGUUGAUUACGAUUGUUGCGUUAUUUGCAAUUUGUUGGCUACCAUCGCACAUAUUUCAAUUGAUACGUGUAUUCAAUAAGGAUCUUUUAUUAAGAUUUAUUGGUAAUGAUGCAUCAAGUCCAAAGUAUUUGGCAAUCGUUAUAUCAUCACAUUGGCUAUCAAUGGCACAUUCAUUUGUCAAUCCAAUUAUUUAUUCAUUCAUGAGUGAUAAUUUCAAGGCAGAUGUUCGAUAUAUGAUGAAAAAAUUAAUGUUAAAACAUCGCUGUUGUUGUAGCAUUGGCCGCCAACGACAUCAACGUAAUCAUCAACGAAAUGAUCAGCAUUGUCCGCAGAACAGAGUGGAUACCAUUCCAGAUUAUGAAAUGGACGAUGAAGAUGAAGAAGACGAAGAUGACGAUGAUGAAAAUGGCACAAAAAGAAUCGAAAUGAUAUUAUUCAACAAUCAUAAUGCAGCGAAACAACAACAAACGACAACAAAAUAAUUUCAUUAUCCACAUCACAAAUCCAUUUCCCAAUAAAACAAAAUCCACGAAAUUCUAUACCUUUUCCUUUUCAUUCACAUUGCUGUUUAAAAAUUU
This is a messenger RNA of Dermatophagoides pteronyssinus (European house dust mite), 1717 nucleotides long. RefSeq names its product RYamide receptor-like. Gene Ontology annotation, biological process: G protein-coupled receptor signaling pathway. Gene Ontology annotation, cellular component: plasma membrane. Gene Ontology annotation, molecular function: neuropeptide Y receptor activity. NCBI's taxonomy places the organism in Eukaryota, Metazoa, Arthropoda, Arachnida, Sarcoptiformes, Pyroglyphidae. The record is from RefSeq and is a predicted model, not a curated record.